AUGGCAGAAAGAAAAGUUUUAGUUAAAUAUUAUCCUCCUGAUUUUGAUCCAAAGUUAUUACCAAAUAAUCAUCGUCCAAAAGGUAAAUAAGAUAAUGUUCGAAAUAUGCUUCCAAUGACUGUUAAAUGUAAUCAUUGUGGUAAUUAUCUCUAUAUUGGAACUAAAUUCAAUAUGAGAAAAGAGACUGUAUGGACAGAAAACUAUUUGGGAAUUCUAAUUCAUAGAUUUUACUUUAAAUGCACGUAUUCAAUUAGAAUUCUAUAUUAGUUAUUGUUAUGCUGAAAUUACAUUUAAAACUGAUCCUAGAAAUCAUGAUUAUAUUGUUGAGGGCGGAGGAACUAGAAAUUAUGAUCCAUAUAGAGAUGCAAAAGCAGCUGAAGAAGUUCUUAAAUAAAUGAGAGCCAAUGAAGAAUAAGGAGAUUCCAUGAAAUUUUUAGAAAAUAAAACACAUGAUUCAAAAAAAGAAAUGGACAUUCUUGAUGCUAUUGAUGAUACUCAUUAACUCAAUAAAAGAUAAACUUAAUUUACUCCUGAUAUGUUACUUAAAUAACUCUUUUAUGAUUUAGAUGCUCUUGAAUUAUAAGAAGAAUGGGAAAAAUCAAAAGAAUAUAAAGAAUAAUUCAAAGUUAAGCGAUUGUCUGAUACUAAUGAUAAAGAGUAAUUUUAAUAAUUCAUUAUUAGUGAUAAAACUAUGCAAAGUGUUACUUAGCAUCUUAAAUAAGUUGUUGUCUAAUCAUAACCAAAAUAAAUUCAAUCUAUUGUCAAACCUAAAUUUGUUAAAAAAUAGAUUUGUCUUGAAAAAGAUGGAGAAAAAAUUGGAUUAAUCAAAUAAGAAGAAAAAGAUGAUUAAACUGUUAAAUAGGAAACCUAAUAUAAGACUUCCUCAUUGGUAGAUGAUGAUUAUUAAGAUUGAUUAUCG
Molecule: messenger RNA, 919 nt
Organism: Paramecium sonneborni
Lineage: Eukaryota; Ciliophora; Oligohymenophorea; Peniculida; Parameciidae
Source: the annotation of a GenBank genome assembly